AUGCCUGCACGCGAUUCCUCAGACCGCGAUCCCCUAAACGCGGUCCUCCGUCCCCCCAUCGACGAGACCCCCGACGAAAAGAGGUACCGUCUCGAGCAGGAGGCCGAGGCGCGACGGAUCAGCCAGGCCAUCGACGAGAGCAUUCGCCAAGACAAGCUCCAGCGCAAGAAGAUGAGGGUCGUUCGCCUCCUCCUACUCGGCCAGAGCGAGUCGGGCAAGUCGACAACUCUCAGACAAUUCCAGCGCUUGUACACACCCUCAGCCUUCAGGGAGGAGCGCAUUCUAUGGCAUUCGAUCAUUCAGCUCAAUCUGGUCCGGUCAAUUCACAUCAUUCUUGACGCUCUUGCGGACGUUCGGCCUCACGAGCUCCCGUCCUUACCUCCAUCUCCUUCACUCCGACCAACUCUGAGCUUUAACCCCACAUCUAGUUUCGCGCCCCCAUCGCUCUCGGGCUCCGGGUCUCCGCCGCGCGUAAUUGCGCCCUCAAUGCGAUCACGUUCGCACCGGACUGCAACCCUCUAUAGCGACUCGGACGCAGAAACAGACUCAACUGAUGCGUCCGCGCUCCCAUCGCAUCUGUCUGCACUUCGCAUGCGUCUCGCGCCCCUACACCACGUCGAGACAUUGCUCAUUUCGCGUAUCACACCUCCAUCAGAGGAACGACCUUACCUUUCUCCCCAAGCUCAACAACUAUAUGACGCCGUGGGAAUCCCAGCACAAGUAGGUCCCUCUCAUGCGCGUUCGAGUUCGACCGGAGAAGUAUUCGUGCGCCCGGGCGCAGCGUGGAAGCAUACUAUGCGGCAUGAUGCCGAUGCGGCUGAGACCAAUGGACACACAUACGGCUUGGGUAAUGCAAGUGCAGACACUGCGGAGGAGGUACAGCAAGUGCUUUUCCAGUGUCAGGCGGAUCUCAUAGCAUUAUGGCGUGAUCCGACUGUUCGGGCAAUCUUGAAAAAGCGCAAGAUUCGGCUAGAAGAGAGCCCUGGAUUUUUCUUGGAUGACCUGGAACGUGUCACAUCGCUCAAAUACUACCCCUCGGAUGAUGAUGUUUUGAAGGCGCGGCUGAAGACGGUAGGUGUGUCGGACUACCGUUUUGAGAUGGAGGCGGGGUCGGAAAGUGGGACGCAAUGGCGAAUCAUCGAUGUCGGCGGGUCGAGGAGUCAACGACGUGAGUGA
This is a messenger RNA of Fibroporia radiculosa, 1176 nucleotides long. RefSeq lists its product as uncharacterized. Gene Ontology annotation, biological process: adenylate cyclase-modulating G protein-coupled receptor signaling pathway. The record is from RefSeq and is a predicted model, not a curated record. The coding region runs from base 1 to 1176 and encodes 391 amino acids. Gene Ontology annotation, cellular component: heterotrimeric G-protein complex. The transcript has 6 exons. NCBI's taxonomy places the organism in Eukaryota, Fungi, Basidiomycota, Agaricomycetes, Polyporales, Fibroporiaceae. Gene Ontology annotation, molecular function: GTPase activity; G-protein beta/gamma-subunit complex binding; guanyl nucleotide binding.